GGCACCACUGCGCUGGUGAGCGUCCAGGUGGGCCCCAAGCUCUACACCGCCAACACGGGGGACUGCCGGGCGGUGCUGUGUCGUGGCGGCCGGGCGGUGAGACUGUCCCGCGACCACAAGCCGGAGCUGCCGGAGGAGCGCACCCGCAUCGAGGCGGCGGGGGGGCGGGUGGCCAACGUGCGGGGUACGUGGCGGGUGGUG
Messenger RNA from Volvox carteri f. nagariensis, 201 nucleotides. RefSeq lists its product as uncharacterized. The transcript has a single exon. Gene Ontology annotation, biological process: protein dephosphorylation. NCBI's taxonomy places the organism in Eukaryota, Viridiplantae, Chlorophyta, Chlorophyceae, Chlamydomonadales, Volvocaceae. The annotation marks the transcript as partial. The record is from RefSeq and is a predicted model, not a curated record. Gene Ontology annotation, molecular function: protein serine/threonine phosphatase activity. Gene Ontology annotation, cellular component: cytosol; nucleus.